AUGAAAAGAAAAAACAAAGUGAAACCACAGGAAGCCUCUGACUGGAAAAGAAAGCAUGGUUUUCAGCCACCUUUGCAUCCUCAACAGAUAAUAGGAUGGAGCCUUCUAUUUUUUGCUGCUUUCUUUGUUCACACUAUUCAGAUCCCUUCAUUGCCAUUGCCCUUUCAAAUUCCUCUACAACCCCUACUUGCUCUACUUUUGGCUAUUCUUCUUGGUUCAAUGCUGGUCACCUCGCUGUCUAAUUGUGAAGACCUUGGGAGUAAGGCAAAUAAGUUCAAUGCACAAAAAUGCCAAUGGUGUGAUGUAAUCCUCUCCAGUUUGCAAACCAAGCAUUGCAGCUUAUGCAACAAGUGCAUUGAAGGUUUCGACCACCAUUGCAAGUGGCUUAACCAAUGCAUUGGCAGCCGAAAUUAUAGUCACUUUGUGACAUCAAUCACAAGUGCCUGCAUCUUGUGUGUUAUCAUUUGCCUGUUAUGUGUUGUGGAAAUCAGUUUACUGUACACCUGCAAGAUAAGUCAGACCUGCAUCAAUCCUCUUUUCCUGAAUACUAAUCUCGAUCCCAUUCUAUUUACCUUUUUGUCGAUGAUUUUCUUCUUUUUGAGCGCAUUCGGAAGUGGUUUACUGAUUCAUUUAUGUGCCUUUCACGCGUACAUCAAGUGGAACGGUUGGACAACCUAUGAGUACAUACGACGACAGUUAGACAAGGAAUUAAACUCGUAUCCUCCAAAUUACCUAGUGAAAAAUUCCAAAAAGCGAUGGUGGAGUCAGUUCCCUUGCUUUGCUUGUUAUACAUCUUGCCGUGGCCAGACGAACCGCGAACAGUCAAAUCUAGCCUCACCAAUCUUCACUGUAUCAAGCGGUUUAAUGGGGGUAUCUAGUCUUCUGCUUCGUCACCCUCGCAACAACAUGAUUUCCGUUUACCCUUCCACGCCUUCCGCCAUCCAGCCCUACGACCAUCAAAUCAGUCCUCUUUCCAAUUCUAAUAAGCUUUGUAAACAAACGCCCAAAUUGCCUAAAAUUAUUCGCACUUCGCCUAGUGAAGACGCGUCCCACGAAUCAUGGACUAACUUGAAAAUGCGUGAGCCCUCCACGUCUGUAGAACAUUUGUUGAAACCCGCCUAA
Messenger RNA from Daphnia magna, 1122 nucleotides. Its product is annotated as palmitoyltransferase ZDHHC1. Gene Ontology annotation, cellular component: endoplasmic reticulum; Golgi apparatus. Gene Ontology annotation, biological process: protein targeting to membrane; peptidyl-L-cysteine S-palmitoylation. Gene Ontology annotation, molecular function: protein-cysteine S-palmitoyltransferase activity. Lineage: Eukaryota; Metazoa; Arthropoda; Branchiopoda; Diplostraca; Daphniidae. The transcript has a single exon. Bases 1 to 1122 code for a protein of 373 amino acids. The record is from RefSeq and is a predicted model, not a curated record.